Molecule: messenger RNA, 483 nt
Organism: Acanthosepion pharaonis
Lineage: Eukaryota; Metazoa; Mollusca; Cephalopoda; Sepiida; Sepiidae
Source: the annotation of a GenBank genome assembly
AUGUCUCUGAAUUUUCUUUUUUCUCUCCCUCUCUCUUUUUCCCUUCUCACUUUGUCUCUCAUCUGUAUUUUUUCUUCUUUCCCUCACUCUCCUGUUUCUUUUAUCUCUUUUCUCUUUUUCUUUUCUCUUUCUCUCUCUGCUUUUCUGUGUUACUCUCCUUUCUCUCUUCCCUCACUUUAUUUUCUCUCACUCCUUCGUCCCUUUUCUCUCUCUCUUCUCCAUCUUUUAUAUCAUCCAUACUUUUAUUCUUUUUCCUCCUUGCAUUCUUUUUUCUCUUCUAUUUUUCUUGCUUUUUUCUUUCUUUCUUUAUUUUUCUUUCUUUUUUCUUUUUCUUUCUUUUUUCUUUUUCUUUCUUUCUUUAUUUUUCUUUCUUUCUUUAUUUUUCUUUCUUUUUCUUUCUUUUUUCUUUUUCUUUCUUUUUUCUUUUCUCUUUUUCUUUCUUCUUUAUUUUUUCUUUGUAGAGGCACAUCAAUAAUUCUAUAG